AUGUCACAAGUUCCAUCGUCGGCACAAUCAUUGCUUUCACACUCGUUGUUUUCAGUCCGAAAUAAAGUAGUUGUGAUCACAGGGGGUACCCGUGGUAUCGGUCUUUCCAUUGCUCAAGGAUUUCUCAUGAAUGGAGUUUCCAAAGUCUAUGUCUGUUCACGAAAAAAGGAAGCCUGUGUGGCCAUUGAAAAACAAGUGUCAGAAUUCAUGAAUCAACAAAAAUUGGACAAGAAGCCACAAUUUAUUGCAUUACAAGCAGAUUUGUCAAAUAUGAAAGGAAUUGAAUCAUUUUGUGAGCAAAUUACUGAUGAUAAGGUUCAUGUGUUGGUAAAUAAUAGUGGAACCAAUUGGGCAGAAUCCAUUGAUUCUUAUCCAGAAGAUGCAUGGGACAAAGUCAUGGAUUUAAAUCUCAAAACUCCCUUCUUUGUCAUUCAAAAACUUUUACCCAAAUUAAGAAAUGCUGCCACUCUCGACGCACCUGCAUCAAUCAUUAAUAUUGGCUCCAUCAAUGGUGUCAAUGCUCCAAACAUGGACACUUUUGCAUAUGCAACUUCUAAGGCAGGUCUUCAUCAUUUAACAAAACAUUUGGCACUUCGUUUGGCAAGUGAUCAUAUUUGUGUGAAUGCAUUGGCAUGUGGAUUCUUUUUUACGAAAAUGACCAAACAAACCUUUGAGGAUUUUGGAGAUCAUAUCAUGGCAAAUAUUCCAUUGGGAAGACAAUCGAGAGCGAGUGAUGUGGCAGGAGCAGCCUUGUUUUUGGCAAGUCCUGCAGCUUCGUGGAUGACUGGAAAUGUCAUUGCUUUGGAUGGAGGUUCAAUUAUCAAGUCGAAUUUGUAA
Molecule: messenger RNA, 837 nt
Organism: Naegleria lovaniensis
Lineage: Eukaryota; Heterolobosea; Eutetramitea; Acrasida; Naegleriidae
Exons: 3
Coding region: 1-837 (278 amino acids)
Molecular function (GO): oxidoreductase activity
Source: RefSeq, a predicted model, not a curated record